Microthlaspi erraticum is the source of this 894-nucleotide messenger RNA. NCBI's taxonomy places the organism in Eukaryota, Viridiplantae, Streptophyta, Magnoliopsida, Brassicales, Brassicaceae. The record is from the annotation of a GenBank genome assembly.
AUGAAGAAGUACGGAUUGCAAAUCAGGGAUCCAUCGAAGAAGAAGCAAUCAUCAGCUCGACCACCACUUCGUCCUGCUGCGAUAUUUGGCGAAGAGGAAGACCACGACGUGGAGAAGGAGAUCUCUCGCCAAGCUUCGAAAACCAAGGCUCUUAAGGAAAUUGAGGAGCAGCAUAAGAAAGCCUUAGAGGAAGAUCCUUCUGCUUUUGCCUACGAUGACGUUUACGAUGACAUGAAACAAAAAGCUGUUCUUCCACAGAGGCAAGAUCGCACAGAGCGUAAGUCGAGAUAUAUAGAGCAGUUGAUGAAACAAGCAGACCGUAGAAACAAAGAGCACGAGAUAGUUUACGAGAGGAAGCUCGCGAAAGAGAGGGAGAAGGACGAGCAUCUCUUCUCUGGUAAAGAGAAGUUUAUCACUGGCGCUUAUAAGAGGAAGCUCGAGGAGCAGAAGAAAUGGCUUGCGGAAGAAAGAUUGCGUGAGCUUCGUGAGGAAAAAGAUGAUGUUACAAAGAAGAAGGACUUGAGUGAGUUCUACUUCAACAUUGGGAAAAAUGUUGCGUUUGGAGCUCGAGAUGUUAAAGAAGCAGAGAGGCUAGAGGAACAAAGAAAGGCGGAGAAGCUUGAAGAGCUGAGGAAAGAAGAGAUAAGAAGGGAAGAGGAGAAGGAAGUGUCGCCGCAGCCUGAAUCUGAAGAUGUUGGACCGAGUUUUAGGAAUAGUGUGGAACCGCAAGAAGCAGCAGCAGCAUCUGAGAAGAAGGAGACAGAAGAGAGAGACUCGUCGAUCAAAGAGGCGGCGAAAGAAGCGCCUUACCAGCACAAGAGAGGCGAGGAUGCGAUCGCUGCUGCUAAAGAACGGUUUUUGGCGAGGAAGAAGGCAAAGAUGGUAGAAGAAUAG